Molecule: messenger RNA, 1733 nt
Organism: Anopheles maculipalpis
Lineage: Eukaryota; Metazoa; Arthropoda; Insecta; Diptera; Culicidae
Exons: 4
Coding region: 65-1729 (554 amino acids)
Source: RefSeq, a predicted model, not a curated record
AGAAGGGAACACCACCAUCCCGACUAAACUGAAACUUCCGGACCAAACUGGAUCGCGGUGCAGUAUGGAGCAGUUAGAGCGAGAGAUUCGCAAGGAGAUAGACGAGAUGAACACUAGCGUGUCGCUGGUGGAUCGGCUCGAGGCAGGCGACACCAUGGACGACGAUCGGCGUGACGAGCUACUAUCCUCCACACGGGCCGUCUUCGAGAACGUUAACCCGAACAACGUGAAGAACAGUCUCACCGACUCACAGAUAUCGAUCAUCUCCAAACACGACGGGUAUCCGGAUUCGGGCCAUUUUUACAGUACUCCGUUGGCCGGUGGUAAAGAUUCGACAGCGACUGCUGGUGCCGAUCAGUCGUUAAAGGCGUCCGAAACAUCACCACCAACGAACGGUACGAAUCAAACUGAGCUGGGCAAGGUUGGAAGUGAUGGUAAUGCGAAGUCACAACCGGAAGUGACUGGACGUACCGGUGGACGUGCCGGUAGCAAACUGGACAAGCAAACCAAAUGCAGACAGAGCCAGCGAGAGCACAAAGACGCCAAUCUGUCACAGCUGGACGCAUCUACCAAAAAUCCACCCCAACCCAGUGCCUCCCUGGCAAAUCUGCUCUACUCACCUGGGUGCGGUGUACCAAAGCGCAAACGGCUUCCGUCGACGGUGAUUCUGGGGCUGAUACAGCUGCUACUGAGCGUUACGUUGGCAGCGCUCGGUGGGCUCGUCAUUGCCCGGAAUGCUUCGCUAGCGAUGGCCGGUACGGGUUUGUGGUGCGGUGCUAUUGCAGGCAUUGCCGGUUCGCUUGGUUUGAUGAACGUGAAGAUGGCGAAAACAGGCUUUCUGGCGGUGAACCUGAUCUGCGUUGCGUCUAGCACACUCGGACUAGCACUUACCGGUAUUGGGGCAGUUCGGGACGCAAAUCUGGCCCAACAGGAUGAGCUUAUCUGGGGUGCAGUCACAGCCGGAACAGGGCUGCUGGUGGCGCUAGCGGUACACUUCCUAAUCAGCGUCUUUUCCGUGUACUACUCGGCGCUCAAACUCUGCUCAAGACCGACGCAAAAGCUACAGAUGAUCGAUAAUGUGAUGCAUAGCAACUCGCAAGCGUUCAUGACGCAGCAGAAGGUGGAAGAUUACAUCAACUCGCUGCACGUGGAACCAGGAGUUAAGGAUAUGAUGUAUCAGACCAUGAUGAAGCGCAGCUACGGAUCGAUGUACGGCGAGAAGCAUCGUGGAGAUAACUACAGCACUGGCACCUCACAGCGCGUAAUGCUUGUACCGGCGGGAGCAGGCAAUGGGCUCCCUCCAAUGAUGCCGAUGUACCCGCCGGUUCAAACAUCACCGGGUAACUCGCCCAUGAUGUACCCACCGAACCUGAUGCCACCCGGUGUGCCGCAACAGUACCAACCGUACCCGGAGAGUGCCCUGAUGGAGGCCCAAAUUAGUCGCGCCAACCGCAAACGGUCAACGAUGCGCAUGAACAACGAACGGAACAGUGCGGAGAUGGAGCGACCCCGGCGAAAGUCGGACUCCGAUCUGGAGAAAACGUUCACCUACACCGGGCUGGACCGGGACAUUGCGGACAGCUAUCUGGCAAAGGAGGAGGAAAAGCUAACCGGCAGUAUCGUCAGCAACAGUGGGAUGCAGGUGACGCCACCCCACACGUACCAUCACGAUCUGAUGCUGAUCGAUCAUCGUACACAUUUCGAGCGAUACAACGAUAUUCACAUGUGAGUGC